UCUCGGUGCGCUCUUGAGCGCGCACUUCGCAAUCCAUCUCCCCUGUACGUUUCAGCGCAGCUCUCCUCCAUCCACCCUGUCCUCUGUGUGUGAGCGUGUGUGUGUGUGUGUGUGUGUGUGUGUGUGAGAGUGUGUGAGAGUGUGUGUGUGUGUCCGUCCCGGUGUGUGUCCAUGGGAGAGGAGCUCCGCGCGCAGCGCCGCCGCGCUCUGUGACUUUGCCACUUUAUUGAAAGAGUUUCCAGUUGGGACACAGAUCAUCGGAGCUCUGUCUCCACUCGGACACCGGGACACAUGGUGUCCCAGAAGAGCCCUGAUCUACAAAUCGAGACGCUUCUCUGGAUUAAAGUCGCUUUUCCUCCUUCCUCUGGUCCGUGAAGAAUGAUGUAAAAAGGACUAAAAUAAUAAUAAGAAUAAUAAUAAUAAUAAUUAAAAAACAUCCACACAUGGUCCUGCUGGACGGUUCUCACACACUCACCCCAAGUUUGGAUUAAACACACAGAGGAUAUGGAUAAUUUCUUUACCGUGGGAGCCCGUGUCUGGCUACGGGAGGAUGAGCAGUACAUGCCCAGCACAGUGUCGUCCUGCUCAGGGGGUGUGGUGGUCUUUACUACUGAUUAUGGGCAGGUGUAUACCUACAAGCAGAACACCCUGACCAGGCAGAAGGUCCAUGCCAUGCACCCCAGCAGCAUCUCAGGCGUCGAGGACAUGGCAUCACUGGGGGACCUUCACGAUGGCGCCAUCAUGCACAACCUGUACCUCCGCUACCGGCAGAAGAAAAUCUAUACGUACAUUGGCUCCAUCCUGGCGGCGGUUAACCCUUACGAGCCGAUCCCUCACCUAUACGACAAGCCCAACGUGGAGCUCUACAGCAGACAUCAUCUAGGAGAGGUUGCCCCGCACAUCUUCGCAGUGGCCAAUGAAUGCUACCGCUCGCUGUGGAAGAGGAUGGAGAACCAGUGUGUGCUCAUAAGCGGUGAGAGCGGGGCGGGCAAGACCGAGAGCACCAAGCUGAUCCUGCGCUUCCUGUCAGCCAUGAGCCAGCGCUCCCUCGGGGUUACGGCCAAGGCAGGAACGUCCCACGUGGAGCACGCAUUGCUGGAGAGCAGCCCCAUCAUGGAGUCCUUUGGGAACGCCAAAACCGUUUACAACAACAACUCAAGCCGCUUCGGGAAGUUCGUGCAGUUGCACUUUUGCCAAAAGGGGAACAUUCAGGGGGGUAAAAUUGUCGACUACUUAUUGGAGAAGAACCGAGUGGUGAGGCAGAACCCUGGUGAGAGGAACUACCAUAUCUUCUACGCCCUGCUGGCAGGCAUCGAUGCAGGCCAGAGGGAGGCAUUCGGCCUGACGCAGCCAGAGAGCUACUACUACCUGAGGCAGUCCGGAUGUGUGGAGGACAAGACAAUCAAUGACAAGGACACUUUCCAUGAAGUACUGAGCGCCAUGCGGGUGAUGAACUUCAGCGAGGAGAACAUCCGCGAGAUUCUGCGGCUCCUGGCUGGAGUGCUCCACACAGGGAACAUCGAGUUCAUGACCGCCGGUGGGGCGCAGAUCUCCUCUAAAUCAGCUCUGGGCUGGGCGGCAGAGCUCCUCGGGCUGGACUCAGGACAGCUAGCAGAGGUGCUCACCCAUAGGUCCAUGAUCCUCAGGGGAGAGGAGAUCAGCACGCCUCUGUCUGUUGAGCAGGCCGUGGAUUCCAGAGACUCCUUGGCUAUGGCACUUUACUCCCAAUGCUUUACCUGGAUCAUCAGGAAGCUCAACAGCAGGAUACAGGGGAGGAACGACUUCAAGUCCAUUGGAAUCCUAGACAUUUUUGGGUUCGAGAACUUUGAGGUCAAUCGUUUUGAGCAGUUCAACAUCAACUAUGCAAACGAGAAACUCCAGGAAUACUUCAAUAAGCACAUCUUCUCCUUGGAACAACUUGAAUACAACAAAGAGGGGCUGGUGUGGGAGGACAUCGACUGGAUGGACAACGGAGAAUGUCUGGACAUGAUCGAGAAGAAACUGGGCCUUCUGGCACUGAUCAAUGAGGAGAGCCACUUCCCGAAGGCUACCGACAGCACCCUGCUGGAGAAGCUCCAUGGCCAGCACUCGAAAAACCCUUUCUACGUGAAGCCUCGAGUGGCAGUUCACUACUUUGGGGUGAAACACUACGCUGGAGAGGUGGUGUAUGACGUGAGGGGCAUUUUGGAGAAGAACAGGGACACUUUCAGAGACGAUAUCCUCAAUACGCUGAGAGAGAGCAGGCUGGAUUUCAUCUACGACCUGUUCGAGCACGUCUCCAGCCGCAAUAACCAGGACACCCUCAAGUGCGGUUCGAAACACCGGAGGCCCACUGUGAGCUCCCAGUUCAAGAAUUCUCUGCACUCCCUCAUGGCCACCCUCAGCACGUCAAACCCAUUCUUUGUACGCUGUAUCAAGCCAAACACUAACAAGAUGCCUGACCACUUUGACCAGACGGUGGUCCUGAACCAGCUUAGGUACUCUGGGAUGCUGGAGACAGUGCGGAUCCGUCGGGCCGGGUUCCCUGUGAGAAGGACCUUCCAGGACUUCUGCACAAGGUACAAGGUGCUCAUGAGGCGCAUGCCCCUACCAGGUGACCCGAAAGGGAGAUGCUCAGGGCUCCUUCAUGCCUAUGACAGCAGCAGGAUCGAGUGGCAGCUGGGCAAGUCCAAGGUGUUCUUACGGGAAUCUCUGGAACACAGGCUGGAGAAGCAACGGGAAGUAGAGGUGCUCCAUGCUGCCAUGAUCAUCCAGGCACACAUUAUGGGCUACAUGGCCAGGAAACAGUACAAGAAACUGCUGCAUUGCAUCGUGGUCAUCCAGAAGAACUACCGGGCCUACUACUGGCGGAGGAAGUUUCUGCUUCUCCGCUGGGCAGCCCUCACCUUGCAGAAGUGUCAGAGGGGGCGGCUGGCCCGCAAGAUCUAUUGCCAACUGCUGGAGGACAGGAGGAGGAGGGAGGAGGAAGAGCGGAGGAGGAAGGCCGAAGAGGAGGAGAGGGAGCGGCAGAGAAUGGAGGCGGAGAGACUGGCAAAAGAGGCGGAAGAAGCGCGCAGGGCGGAGGAGCUGGCCUCCCAAGCUCGGGACACUGUCCAGGAGGCCGAGUGGGAUGCCCGACCCCAGGACACGUACAAGGUGGAGGAGAUCCUGCGGCUGGAAAGGGAGAUCCAGAAGCUGCAGAGGCAGAAGGAGAGGCAGGAGCUGUCGCUUACCGAAGCCUCCCUCCUGCGCCUCCAGCGGCUGCGUGAUGACGAGCUGCGGCGGCUGGAGGACGAGGCCUGCCGUGCCGCCCACGAGUUCCUCGAGUCGCUCAACUUCGAUGAGAUCGACGAGUGCGUGCGCAACAUCGAGAGCUCGCUGAGCGCAGCGCCAGGCGGCAGCAAGGAGACGCUGACCUUCAGCCGGACCUUUCCCAGCCGCCGAAGGGAGGAGGACGAGGAAGUGGACGAGGGCUUCGGGGCCGAUGACGAGACUUUCAAGGAGUCGCCCAACCCCAGCGAGCACGGCCACUCGGACGGCCAGCGCACCAGCGGCAUCCGCACGAGCGACGACUCCUCCGAGGAGGACCCCUACGUCAACGACUCAGUGGCACCCCCACCUCCGCCGCCAGCUCUGCCCGGACCCCAAGCCUGCCACAGCGGCUCCUCCAGCGGGGAUUCGGCCUAUUGCCGCCCCUUGGGAUUGGGUGCUUCGAGCGAGGGCUCCGUGGAACUCAUCCCACCAGACGAGGACUCGGACUACGACCGCGACGACUACGACGAGGGGGCCAUUGUGUCCAGCGGCAGCGUGGCUUUCUCCAACCCGCGCAGCGGCCAGUGGUCCCUGGACUACCGCUGUUCCCUGGACACCUACAACAGCUCGGGGGCGUACCACUUCAGCUCAGAGGGAGCGCAAUCCUCUUAUGAGGACAGCGAGGAGGACUUCGACAGGUUCGACACAGAUGAUGAGCUGUCCUAUCGGCGGGAUUCAGUGUACAGCUGUGUCACAUUACCCUACUUCCACAGCUUCUUGCAUAUUAAAGGGGGCCUGAUGAACGGGUGGAAGAGGCGCUGGUGUGUUCUCAAGGAUGAGACCUUCCUGUGGUUCCGGGCCAAACAAGAGGCCCUCAAGCAGGGCUGGCUGCACAAAAAAGGCGGCGGCACAUCCACGCUCUCCCGCCGCAACUGGAAGCGCCGCUGGUUCGUGCUGCGCCAGAGCAAGCUCAUGUACUUUGAGAAUGACGGAGAGGAGAAGCUCAAGGGCACGUUGGACAUCCAUGCAGCCAAGGAGAUUGUGGACAACACAGGGAAGGAGAACGGCAUCGACAUCGUCAUGGCUGAGCGCACGUAUCACCUCAUAGCAGAGUCUCCUGAGGAUGCCAGCCAGUGGUUCAGCGUGCUGAGUCAGGUCCACGGCUCCACCGAGCAGGAGAUUCGGGAGAUGCAUGAUGAACAGGCCAACCCUCAGAAUGCCGUGGGAACUCUCGAUGUUGGUAUGAUCGACUCGGUAUGUGCUUCUGAUAAUCCUGAGAGGCCCAACUCAUUCGUAAUCAUCACGGCAAACCGCGUGCUCCACUGCAACGCUGACACACCCGAGGAGAUGCACCACUGGAUCACCCUGCUGCAGCGCUCCAAGGGCGACGCGCGUGUCGAGGGCCAGGAGUUCAUUGCCAGAGGAUGGCUGCACAAGGAAAUGAAGAACAGCACCAAGGCUUCGCUGAAGCUGAAGAAACGCUGGUUCCUGCUCACCCACAAUUCCCUGGAUUACUACAAGAGUUCCGAGCGCAGCGCCCUCAAGCUGGGCACGCUGGUGCUUAACAGCCUGUGCUCUGUGGUCCCGCCCGAUGAGAAAGUCUUCAAGGAGACCGGCUACUGGAAUGUGACCGUGUACGGUCGCAAGCACUGCUACCGCCUCUACACCAAACUGCUGAGUGAGGCUACUCGCUGGUCUAGUGCCAUCCAGACCGUCAUCGACACCAAGGCCCCCAUCGACACACCAACCCAGCAGCUAAUCCAAGACAUUAAGGAGAACUGCUUGAAUGUGGAGGUGGUGGAGCAGAUCUACAAGAGAAACCCCAUCCUUCGCUAUAGUAACCACCCGCUGCACUCACCUCUGUUACCUCUGCCCUAUGGGGACAUCCACCUGAGCCUGCUCAAGGACAAGGGCUACACCACCCUCCAGGAUGAGGCUCUCAAGGUCUUCAACUCACUGCAGCACUUGGAAGGUGUUUCCGACCCUGUGCCCAUCAUCCAGGGCAUCCUGCAGACGGGCCAGGACUUGCGACCUCUACGUGAUGAGCUCUACUGCCAGCUGGUGAAGCAGACCACCAGGCCCCCGCAGCCAGGAAGUACAGGCAAUAUUCGCAUCUGGCAGAUCCUGGCCUGCAUGAGCUGCACCUUUGUUCCUUCCAGGGGCAUCCUCAAAUACCUGAAGUUCCACCUGAAAAGGACCCGUGAGCUCUUCCCCGGGACGGAGAUGGAAAAGUAUGCGGCCUUCGCCUUCGAGUCCUUCAAGAAGACUAAGACGCGAGAAUUUGUGCCCUCGCAGGAGGAGAUCCGUGCCAUCAUCGACCGCCAGGAAAUGAGCACCACGGUGUACUGCCACGGCGGCGGCUCCUGCAAAAUCACCAUCAGCUCCCACACCACAGCCGGAGAGGUGGUGGAGAAGCUGAUGCGCGGGCUGGCCAUGGAGGACAGCCGCAACAUGUUCGCUUUGUUCGAGCACAACGACGCCACGGAGAAGGCCAUCGAGAGCCGCACCGUGGUGGCCGACGUCCUCGCCAAGUUCGAAAAGCUUUCUGCCAGCCCAGAGGAGCACAACACCGGCUGGAAAUUCUAUUUCAAACUCUACUGCUUCCUAGACACCGAUAAGGUUCCGAAGGACAGCGUGGAGUUUGCGUUCAUGUUUGAGCAGGCCCACGAAACGGUGGUCCGAGGCCAGUACCCGGCCCCUGAGGAGACCCUUCAGUUCCUGGCCGCCCUGCGGCUCCAGUACCAGCUGGGCGACUUCAGCGCUCAGGCAGCGGUGCCCGAAAUGGGGCAGCUGUACCCUAUGGGGCGCCUGCGCGCUCGCAUCCAGCAGUCGGCGAGGACCUUCGCCCCGGCGGGCGCAGAGCGGGCUGAGAGGAAACGUUCCAGCUUCCUGGAGGGCACCCUGCGCCGCAGCUUCCGUGCCGCUUCGCUCAGCCGCCAGAGGCUGGAGGAAGAGAACGUGCUGGAAGGAUGGGUACGGGAGGAGAUCGCUGCCGCACGUGCCAGUGUGUUGGACAAGUGGAAAAAGCUGCGUUCCAUGACCCAAGAACAGGCCAUGGUCAAGUACAUGUCGCUGGUGAAAGAGUGGCCCGGCUACGGCUCGACACUUUUUGAUGUGGAGUGCCGGGACGGAACGUUCCCCCAAGAGUUGUGGCUGGGUGUCAGUGGCGAGGCGGUCUCUGUGUACAAGAGGGGCGAACCCCAGCCUCUUGAGGUCUUCCCCUACGAGCAGAUCCUCUCCUUCGGGGCCCCACAGCCGAACACCUACAAAAUUGCCGUGGAGAGCCGGGAGCUGUUCUUCGAGACAGGGCUGGUGGUUGACAUCGCCAAGCUCAUGAAGGCCUACAUCAGCAUGAUUGUCAAGAAACGCUACAGCACCACCUGUUCCAUUAGCAGCCAUGGAAGCCAGUGCAGCGGCCGCUGAAAGGAACGACCUUCAACUCUUGACCUUCGAAGUAUUCGCCUCGUCAUGGGAGGCAGCUGAAGAGCAGGAGCUCUGCUCAUCAUUGCUCUCUGGUGGCAGGCCCCACCUGACCCUAAAAGUUCUCUUUUAACCAGCUGGUCCCGUUUUGCAAACGCUACCAUGAACAGCAGAAUAUGGACUGGGUUGUGUAUGGAAGACAUGGGAAAAGCCUUCAGUAUUUAAUGAGCUGCAUCAUCUGCUCAGAGCAUGAAGCUGCCAUUGGACACGGACAUAGAUGUGUAGUUAAGGGCAUUUCGAUGUGCUCUUAACUCUUUCUUCAGUUUCCAGUCAGCAUAAAUUCUCUGGAAAAAAGGAGGCUGAUGGUGGUUGAGUGAUGAAGAGGUCAUUAUAUCUGGUGCUUUGUAUACUGCGUCGAAGACAUUGUCCACUUGUGUCAAAGGUGUGGUGUCAAACUUAGAAAAAAAAAGACACAAAGAAAAUAAUAUCCAAAGCCUUUAGCAAUACGCGUGGCAAACGCUAAUGGACCACUGUUACAAUAGUGCCUUAUUUGGGAAGAACUCCAACCUCAAGGGCUGAGGCCCAGGCUGAACCAAGAAUGCGCCACGUUCGUUGCAAGCAAGCACUUGUACCUGUGUAGCAAAAAAAUGAAAUGUCAUGAAGAUAUUAUGGAAUUCCAAGCAAAGCCCUGCCAUCCCUGACCUCCGCUGCUUCUGGCUUGCGAGGAAGCGAUUCCUGUGGUCUCCUGCGGCGGUGCGGUGCUGCUUCCCGAUGUCCCACAGGGCUGCUGGCGGCCUUCGUGUUCCUAGAUCCCACAC
Molecule: messenger RNA, 7469 nt
Organism: Scleropages formosus (Asian bonytongue)
Lineage: Eukaryota; Metazoa; Chordata; Actinopteri; Osteoglossiformes; Osteoglossidae
Gene: myo10
Product: myosin X
Exons: 41
Coding region: 505-6654 (2049 amino acids)
Biological process (GO): signal transduction; cytoskeleton-dependent intracellular transport; regulation of filopodium assembly
Cellular component (GO): myosin complex; cytoskeleton; filopodium
Molecular function (GO): plus-end directed microfilament motor activity; ATP binding; actin filament binding
Source: RefSeq, a predicted model, not a curated record